Messenger RNA from Paramecium sonneborni, 1115 nucleotides. Lineage: Eukaryota; Ciliophora; Oligohymenophorea; Peniculida; Parameciidae. The record is from the annotation of a GenBank genome assembly.
AUGAAUUAUGUAAUUAAAUAAACAGAAUAAUUUUUGAGAGCACUCAAAACAUGUCAUUCUAUUGAUUAGAAUUUAAAUUGUUACUUCUCAAAUAAUGGUAUAGAUAAAUAUAUUAAAUUUAGGAAUUCUAUUAUUAAGCAAUUAUGAAUAAUAUGAAGAUGUUGAUACUAAAAAACCCACUUUUUUUUGUUAUUUCAAUUCUAAUUCAUUUGAAUCAUUUCAAACCAAUUCCAUUCAUUAUAAAAUGCCUCAAUCUUUAGCUUCAGAUCUAUAAAUCAAAUUAUAAAAACUCAAUGCCUUAUUAGAUAAAUUAGUCUUUGAAAUUAACAUUUUAUAACUAUACACUAGUCUAAAACCGUUUAAAAAAUAAAUUAAAAAAAUAGAGAUUUAAGUCUAUUACACUAUCUCACAAUUAAGAGUUAUACAAACAUUUAAAAUGAUUGUUUUUUUCAAGGAUUCAUUUUUUACUAUAGAAUGCCCAAUUAUUUCUUAAUAAGAAUAAAUCUAACAAAUGGAAUUGAUAAGGAAAUAUAUGGAAAAUAGAAAACAUUUUGAUUUAUUAGAAGUUGAUUCAGAAAUCUCAGAAUACUUAAAUGAUUUUAAUUAAAAAGAAGCAAUUUAAUUAAUUUUGAAUAGAAAUAGCUUAGAAAUUAAUUUAAAUAGCUAAAAAUAGGAAACAUCUCUUGUUUUAAAUAGUGGAUUUUUAACAUCAUAUAAAUUUGAUGAUUUUAUAAAUACUUAUAAAAAUGUUAAUACUAUUAGCAUAGAGCCAAAUGUAUUAACUCCUUUUCAUGGAUAUGGAUUCAAAAUAUCAAUUUCAAAAGAUAUAAAUCAAAAGCCCAGAUUAUUUAUUUCUUAAGAUUGGCAAGAUUAAAUAAGUAUGGUAUUGAAAACUAUUACAAAUCUAAUUAACAAAAUAAAAAUCAUUUCAAUUUUAGAUGAUGAAAAUAAUGAAGAUGAAUUGUAUAAUUUAUUUCGUUUUCAAUUUUAGACUUGACAUAAUUGCUGAAUAUUAGACUGAUGGAGUAUAAGUAUAAGAAUUAUAACAGCAGAACUAACAACAAUUCGAAGAAUAAUAGAUCAGAAAAAAAAUAAAAAUGAAUUUAAAAAGUUGA